UACACAUUCACUCAGUAUUGUUUGCAAUGGUGCCAGGUAAAACACAUGAUGUGGGCAGCAUGGGUUAUUAAUGAGAAUCAGAGAAAUACUUAUUGACAAGGACACUUCAGGUGCUCUCAGAAGACCAUUAUUUGGAUGUAUUUCCAGUAUUCUCAAGGAAAACAAGAACAUCAGCACUGGAAAAGUGAAUAAGUGCCAACUAUUGGGAAAAUAACUUUUUAGACCUGGAUUAUACUUCGAUUGAGACAAAGAGAAAAGGAUGGUGACUUUUUAAAAUGUCCUUAUGCCAUGGAGCUUUGCCUUGGAAUACAUCAGUGUAGGUUAUUGACUAAAUAAUGGAAGAACACUUUCUUGAAAAUAUUGUUUAGGAAGAUACCAAGUUAUCUGAAGAGUGAUUGCUCUGUUCUUAAUUCAACCAGUGCUUCAUUUUGGGCUUCAGAGGAGGUGGUAAGCCUUGAGAAUGGUAGAUUAUUUUCACAGCAUCACAUAGAAGCUGACUUUUUUCACCUGACAAUUGGAUGCUUUUUUGGCUCUUAAUUGAUAAAAUUGCUGAUAACAUUUUUCUGGGCGAAGUCCUCUUUAAGUAUUCACAAUAGGGUUAUUAUUACUAGGAAAACACUUGCAACAAAAAAACUUGAUUAUUAAAAAUAAUCGGAUUGAAAACCCUGAGCAGAAAUUAAGAGAACAGAUGUCAUUCUCACUGUAUUAACUGGAAACUGAGAUUAUCAUUUAGUGCACAGUGCAGUCUCGUCCUCAGGGGCCCCUCUUGUAACAUAAUUAACUCAAACAUCUGAUAUUGUCAACUGAGUGGGAAAAAAACUGAAGAUAGAUCUGUGGUUAAAGAUAUAAUGAGUUAAUGGGGGAAAGGACCAGAUGGCAAGACCGCAGGACACACAGUCACUCCAGGGGACGGAGUUCUGAGAGGCUUCUCUGAUGGGAUUUUUUAACAAAAAGAGCAUCCAGAUGUGUUUUCUAGGGAUUCUGAGAGAAACACUUUGAUACCUGGGGACAUAUGAUGUGACAAUAGUGAAUAUCCUAGAGAAUGGGUGGAACAGAAAACAAGAACACUAGAGAACUGGAUACAAGAUAUUAGCAUUAUUUUAUAUUCCGUUACUUAGGUUGAUAACUAUACACGGAAUCCUGGAGACAGACAUAUUCUCAUCCUUAGGGAAUGAAAAAUAGUAAAUUUAUAUUUUUUGUUCACUGGAUGUUUGGACAUAUAUCACAAGGCUUGGAAAGUCUCAUCUCCUAACUGGACAGAGCAGGGCUAUAUCAGAGCAAGGGCCUGGUAGCCUGAUCAUUAAUUAAUGACAAUCUACAUGCACAGCAGUCAAGGAGCAGAAUCAAUUAUGACAUAACAACCUGCAUUGCUUCCAAUAUUGCUGGUAGUGCAGAGGUAAUUGCACUGUGGAUCAGAGGCAUACACAUAAAAUGUGAGAGAAAAGUAACCGCAAAGUUUUUCUCUUUCCCUAUCAUUUCAUUGCCAAGUAGAAAAUUAAACAGUGUAGUGAUUAUUACAGAAAAUGAUGGAAUGUUUGGCAGUGGCCUGUGUUCCCAAGUGCCCAGCGGACACCUGAGAAGGGCAUCCAGAAAUUGGGCAAACUAUUUUGAUACAUUAUCGCAAGAUUUGUGGAAAAUUGUUUCAAUUAAAAGCUGAUCGGAGAAGGGAACAAGGCAUAAUUACAUAAACAUCAUUUAGGAAAUUAGGAUUUUGUUUCUCCUGGACGGAGCUUAAGUGCGGUUUUUACCAAUCAGACAAACCUCAGCAUGGCUCUUAGUUAAUUUUUCAACCACCAGGUCGGAAAAAGUGGAGAGAAAAUGUCAGAGGUCAGCUGAAUUGGUGUCAUUAAUGCUAAUAACACUUAUAUUACAAGUGAUAACUUCACCAUUAAGUGACCUCUACAGAGAUUUCUGGACUCUGAGCAAAGGAGGUUCACAAAGAGGACACCUGGGAUAUUUUUGCAAUUCUGUAAUUUUUUGGAAAGCAAAGACGUAAUUAUCAAAUCCAGUCAUAAGUAAAAUAAAUAUACUGAAUGCUUGAUCUCAAAUGAGAUAAGUGUAGAGUGAUUACAGAGAAAAUGGAAAGAGGUCAUCAAGGUUCAUUUGGAAUUGCUUGUAACGCUGUCAUUGUUGCUGGUCUUAACAAGCAUGUCAAGAAUAUCACAUCUGGCUCAGAAGAGAAUAAAAUGUAUCAAAGCAAAAACAAUACCCCGAAUACUGUAACAAGCUCCAGCUCAAAGGAAGGAGAAAAAGAAAAUUUUGAUAGCAAAAAUAAUCGGCAAGAUACUAAAAUUCGUCACUUAAAGGGAGUGAAAAAGCUCAUGUUUGACAGCAAAAAUAGUUUACCAAGCACUGAAGUUGUUUCUGGUGCCAAGUUGACAUCGGAGGGCAGAAUUAAUCAGCAAACCACUGCAAUCACAUCUUGCUCUAAGGUGAAAGAAACAGAGACCUAUGACAACAAAAAUAAUCAGCCAGGUUCUUGUAUAAACACUGAGAAACCUGAGCAGAGAUCAGAACAGCAGACAGGAGGGAGUGACAAGCACAAACAUUCUGUACAUAGCCACAAGUUCAUACCUCACUCUACACAAACAUACCAGGGAAUAGAUAUACACAAACAAGGCACUGGGCUCCUGAGUAAGGACCCUGAGAUGGAUCGGGUUUUUGCUGUUCCAACAGGAAUAGUGCUGCAGCGCAUGAAGCAGCUACAGGAGGGUCAUGUGGGUAGCAACAGGAUUGGAAGUCGGGCUGAAAAGAUAGAAACUGAACCAGUUUUGCUCAGUCCUGGUGGUGGCUUAAGCAAGCAGAGGAGCUCCUCAGGAUCAAAAAAAGGGCUGUCACAUAAAUAUCAACUGCAAGAGAAGGCAGUUCACUUUGACGGGGAUAAUUCUGCUUCUUUUGGAGACUGGAAAUACCACAGAAAUACAAGAGAUGUUAAAAAGGACGAGAUUCCCCAGAAAGACGUCAGUGGAAAUUUAAAAAGCAGAGUUGGUGAUAUUACACGUAAAAAUACCUUUGAUGAUCCAAUUUACACAAGCCGUGACACACCUCUGACACCUUUCAAAAUAAAGGUAGACUCUGGAGAAAUAUGCGCAAAGAAAGAUCUAUCUCUGCUACCACAGAAAUCAAGUGUUUCAGAAGAUGAGGAUCCCAGCACUGGGCAAGAACCUUGUAGAGAAAACACUUCAGUGCAAUAUUUUUCAGAAACCCAGAAGUCAUUACACUCACCGCCUGCCUGUAGUGUUAUUAUAAGGGGUGAUGCAGUUGAUAAAGAUACCAACAGAAAAAAGCACCAAACACAGGGGAAGUCAGAUGAGAGACUUGUAACUGCUCUCAGUAAUAUCACUGUUUGUAGCACCAAGGCACCUGAGCAAAAUCACAGACAUGGGUCUGGUGAUGAGAAAGAAAAAUAUGCCCAAAAUGAUGAUGGUUUUAUAAUUAGCCAAACCAAAGGUACCUCAAAAUGGGGAGGCAAGACUGAGAAAUAUCUGGCCAGAGAAGUUGGAAAAUUCAGUGCAAAAAUCGAGGAUUCUGAAUCAGCCAAAAAACUGAAUAUAAAUGGAACAAAGACAAAGGAAACCCAAGAGGACAAUAAGACAGCCAAUACAGGACCAGAUGUGAAGUCAGCCAGUGACAGUAAGACUAAGCAGGCAUAUGGCAAUUCUGUCAAAGCAAAAGCCUCACUAUUUGAGCAAGCAUCAAAGACUGAUGUUACUGAUUCUGUUGUGUCCCAACUAAAGAAAAAAUUGGCUAAGAAAACUCAUUGGAGCCCAAACCAUUCUUCUCCUUCGUCUUCACCACAAAACAAAGGUGAUUUUAGUUUUAAGAAACAACCAGAAAAAUUAAAACUCCAUUCCCCAGUUUCAGUUGUAAAUUAUAUCGUGACAGCCCCACCACCACCACCACCACCACCAGUGACAGAAUCUGUGCCACACAACAGCAUUCCCCAGGCCAGCAUAAACACAGAUCAGUCCGAGCAGUCAGACAGUGGGUCGUCAACAGCCACUGGUGACACUGUCAUGGGGAACACCGUCAGCUCAGAUGACAGCUCCAUUUCGAAUGGGAAACAGCACCACCAGCACCACCCUGGAGACCCAGGGGCCAGUGCAAGGAGAGAUAAUUUUGCCGCCAUAUCCAAUUCAUGGUCUAGUGGCUCGAGAUCCCACAGGAAUUUUGAGGGUUAUUAUAACUGCAGACAGGCCCAAGAUAAGUGGCGUCAACAUUCUGAUGGAUUUCAAGGUCCAGGUUAUUCCAACUGUUUAUCCAAAAAUUGGCGUUUGCACUCACCUCCUUUGCAUGACCGUUAUGACCAUUAUUGGGGCAAUGAAACAAAACAUUUAGCAUGGCAGGAUCACCCUUAUCAAAAAUUUAAGCAUUCCUCUGAUUAUCAGGGAAAAGAGCAGGCAAUAUGGAAAGAUGUUGAAAUGGCACGAGCAAAGAACAUUCCACCAGUAGACUCUGAGGAUACAUGGCGAUAUAAACAUGAUGGUAAAUUAACCCAGUACCCCUCGCCACCAGCUCAUGUAAGGUACAGUGAUAGCAAACAGAGGGCAGAUGACUUCCCAUACUCUGAUGUCCCGUAUAAUCAUCACGAGGGCUAUGAUGCACAAGUUGGCUCCAGUCAAGAAAUACGUAGUCCCUGUCAGAAAUGGGACAGAUACCCAGAAUAUUUUGAAUGUGAUUAUCCUCUAAGAGAAGAUUCAUUUUGGUCACAAAGAGAGAACCGGGACAGUGUUGUUAGAGAUCAGAGAGUUGUCUAUCCAGGCGACCAAGGUCUGAAUUACACUGGGCAUAAGGGGGUGAGAUACCAGGAUGAUUAUAGAUAUGACCACUUGGAAGAGAAGUACCUAUUCCCUGGGUCAGUAAGUGCAGAAUUCAACCCACCAAGAAUGUCUGAUGGCCAUAUUGAUUUUCGCAGCGAGCUUAAUUUGACAUCAGCCUAUCCUGAGACGAGGGUCAUCUGGGGUGAUGAUGACACUGAUCAGAGGCAUGGAAGUUGUGGUGCUGUGUAUUCCAUGCAAGAUGCUGACCUGCACUCUCCUGCCAGGUUUCCUGGAACGAAUGAUGGCAAUUAUGCCAGCAUAGACGCUUAUUCCAGGGAGGAGGAGUCCAGUUAUACCAGAGUUGAAGAUGGUUUAUAUGAAGACAAAAGAGCACACUCUGUUGAUGAUUGGGGUUCUGAGAACCGUUAUGCUCAGAGAGAUGAAGGGGCUGCCGCGAUUUAUGCCACUGUGAACAAAUGGAAGAAACAGGACAGAGAAAUUAUACACGAUGAAAAGGGAGACCAAAUCGGGACUCAAGAUCUGCCAUAUUUGGAAGCUCAGAGCCAAGAAGGAGAAGAAGUUGAAGAUGGGACCAAUUCCCCAAGAAGGUUAUCAUACCACAGUGAUUUACAUUUAUCACUGUCCAUAUCAGACAAUCAACCAACUUUGACUGGUCAAACUGACCAUCAGAGUAAAAAGGGACGUCUCUUUCUUCUCACCCUAUCCAACCCAACCUCGCCUACAUCUGAUAUAGAGAAAACAGCAGGCAGGCCGGGAGAUACCAAUACUGGAUUGACAGUUGAGGCUGUGGGUAGUGAGAAAAGGGAAAUGGAGACAGGAGCCAGAGGGGAAUCCCUUGACAGAGAAUUGAAAAGUGCUGUGAAGGCGCAGUGUGACAACAGAAGAUCAGGAAUGUAUGUGAAAGACACAUCAUUAAUUCUGGUCAGUGGAAACAACCCAGAAAGUUUAUCUGUAAGCAAUGAUACUAGGCAAAGGCAAAAUGCUUAUAAUUACCAGCUCUCCAAAGAGACAGGUUAUCCUCCAAAGGGCACUGUCGUGAAUGUGACUACUGGUGACACCUAUAGUUCAGAUGGGAAACCACAUGAUGACCUUAACAGUUUAGAUGAAAGAGCACAAGACAACCGUAAUUGUCUGGGUGAGGAGACAGGUGGUGACCCCUACAGUAGUUCACAUGAUUCGUAUGCCCCUCCCAUUUACCACACUGAAAUGAACAUGCAAACUGGAGCUGCCACAGAGUGUUUUAAUGGUGAUUAUUAUGACAAAUACCAGCCCAUCUCUGGUGGUUCUAAUGAUAAAGAGGAGAACAUUAAUUUCAAGCCAACAUCACCAUCUUUGGCAGUGAUGAUGGAAAAGAGCACCAAGACACAAGCUGUUGCCCCACAUUAUGUUCCCAAUAGUCAUGAAUACAAGGAUGGAUUUCAUAACAAACUCACAUCACCCAGUUAUGGUAAUGAGGAUGCAGUGAUCAGUGUCACACGUGUUGUCGGUGUAACAGAUGGAAAACCAAAUCAAAAGACAUUGCCAUGCUCUGCGUCCACGUCAGGAGUCAUUUCACCUAACAAGGUGCUUGAUGUUGGUGGGUGCUCUGGCUUAGAGGUAAAUGGUAAGACAUCAGAGACCUUAGAACCCUGUGAAGAUAACAAGGGGAAAGGAAUAACUGCAAAAGAGAAGGAAGUUGGUCAGUCUGAUUCAGUGGAAGAAGACAACACUGUUGAAAUUUAUAUUAACUUUCCACCUGCUGUACGGAACACUGCCAGGAAGGAUCCAAAUGAGAAAAAAAAUUCUUCAAAGUUUGAGUCAUUGCCAGCCUCAAAGAUAAAAGAUUCUUAUAAAACAAAAACGGCCUUAAAUGCUCAAUUUCCACUUGAUGUGUCAAGCAUGAGUAGAUGGAAUGCUACAUCUGGGGAAAGUGGGGAGAAACUAGGUAGGACUGUUAUUUCCAUUGAAGGUGACUCAGACAAGAUAAUGGAGUAUGGGGAUCCUACAAGAGACGAUGGUUGUGAAGUCAAAGAUGCAAAUGUUGAUUGUCGUUAUGUUAGCUAUUGUAUGGUGAGAACUGAAAUGGAAGGUGAUGAAGCGGAUGAACAUUCGCCACAAAUGGGUAUAGAUUCCCCACAGAGUGAGGACAAACAAGAAGAUGGACAGUGUGAAACCACAGUGCUGCAGAAAGAUGACGAAGACAUUGAGGAGAAUCAGAUAAUUUCUGGUUGGUCUGAAACGAAGUCAAAAGAAACUGAAGUAUGUAGCGAACAUAGGUACCAUAAACGUGAAGAGUCCGUGUUCUCCCCACCGCCAAAACCACCAAGAUCUAAACCACCAGAUAAUGUAUCCAAGGAUACGGAGUCAGAAUUGGCACAUUAUAAUGGUAGUAAUUUGAGUGACACGUUAUUAUUAGAGCACAAAGAAUUUGUGGAGGUUCUUUCUGGUUGUUCUAGCCCCCGUUUCAAAAACAAAAAGCAGAAACUACGCCAGGACCCAGGAGGCGAGUCUGAGACCUACCUUUCGUAUUUAUCCCCAAUUAUAGAUUGGAAGAAAUUGUUAAGGGUUCGACUCGAAGAUGAGUUUGGUCAUGGGGACGUUCGUUCUUUGGCUUCCAGUGGGCGGAGCACACCAUGUGAUUAUGCAGAUAGUGAUGUGGAGUGGCAGUCUGAAGAAAAACAAGACAAACAUUUUGAACUGAAAAGUCAACAUACUUCCACUAGUAGAAUGGGGUCGUCCAGCAAGCAAGGAGCUGGUCGCAGCAGCAGUCCCGUGGAGUCUAAAACCACAAGUCGUAUGAUCUCUACUGGAUCCAGUUACUCUGGGUCGCGCCGAGGCAGCGAUGAUUCUACGGAGUCCACAUCCAGGGAAGAUAGGAGGGAUUUAAAGAACACACUAGCAGAGCUAGAAGAAAAAUACAAGAAGGCAAUGAUGACAACUGCUCAGCUGGACAACGAGAAACAAGCCCUGGUCUACGAGGUGGACCUGCUCAAAGAUAAAGUAGAGGAACUGGAGGAAACUAUGUCAGAGGCACAGAGAGAGUGCAAGGAUAGGACGAGAGAAUUAGACAUGCAAAAAAGGGAUUUUAAAGAAGUACAGAGGGAAUUUGCUGUUCUAAAAGUACAGUUAGAGCAAAGAGAUAAACUUAUAGAGGAGCAUGGUUUAGUGCUGGUCGCCCCAGAGGCAGGAGAACCUGAGCUAAGUGCGGCAGAUCUCGACAGUAAAAAAGGGUUCUCAGCGCUGCUGGUCAGCCCUGCCACGGCACAGAUCCUGGAGAAACUGGGGGAAGGCUCAAUAGACGACAAAAUUAGGAGGUUAGCCUCAGAAAAAGAAGAGUUAUUAGACCAAGUUAAAAGGCUACGCCAAGAACUUGAAGAGGAGAGAGACAGGAAUUCUCUAUCUGCUAAGUACAGUCCAAAUAAAGCCCAGAUGAAUGGGCCCAGUGACGAACAUUUGGAGCAGUACCAGCGAGAGGCCAGUAAACAGGUACAGGAACACAAAGCUAAAUUACAAAAAGCAGAAGCAGAUAUUACAGCUUUAGAAGGAAACGUUAUCAGGUUAGAAAGUCAAGUUAAAAGGUACAAAGCUGCAGCAGACAAUGCAGAGAAGGCAGAAGAGGAACUGAAAACUGAGAAAAGGAAAUUGCAAAGAGAGCUUCGAGAAACGCAAAAUGUUGUGGAAGAACUUCAGAACCAGAACAGUCAUCUCAGCAAGAGACUAGAAAAAAUAAAAACUGCAAGAAAUGCAUUAGUAAAGCCAUGAGGAAACUAAGGAAGGAAGAAAAUGUAUGACGAGAGUGUUUUUCUUUUUAUAUCUAAAUGUGAUCUAAUUCCAUGAGGAGGCAGACAUUCUAAUGUGGUCUUUAUCAUCAGAUCUUCCAACAGCCUAGUGCAGCUGACCAGAAGACACUACCAUUUAAGGCUUUGCCAAAAGCAUUUGACAGAGUUGUGCUCUUCACAUUGCCCUAUUACAGAGGUUUCAGGAUGUACGUGACCUAAUUUCCCUCCCAGUUCUAGAGCGUAAGGAAUUGUAUGACACCCUUGUGACCCUUUUCCCCUCCCAGUUCUAGAGCCAAAGGAAUUAAACAAUAUACGCUUCCUAUUUCCUCUCCUAGCUCCAGAGUGAUAAUAAUUUUCCCAUUUUUUUCUGGGUCUACUUUUGCUGGAUGUUCUUUUCUACUGCAAUAUAAGUUCCUAGAGUAACAAGAAUAAAUUUUGUAGACUUAACAGAAGUUAAUCACACUGUUGGACUUGGAUUUUCCAAAUAAACAAUAAUUUGACAGCAGUUGCUAAAUGAAGUCCUGUUCUUCAAGGAGGACUUAGAAAUUCUACGCACUUUUCAAAAAGGCUGGUUACCACGGUAACUGUGCCCCCUGUUCUGGAGGAACUACAAGCUGGACAGGCAGCAAAUGUGUCACACUUGAAGAGAAAAGGAUACUCUACAGACCUUGCCGGAAAAAUAAUUUAUUGUUCCAAAUAAUGCAAUCAGCAGAUAAAUGCCAGUGAUAUCCUAAUGAAGCAUCAGUAGAGACAACAGCUUCUAGUUUGUUUCAUUGCCCUAACGGGCUCAUAUCUGCUAGAUAAUGUUAUUGCUGGGGUAAUUCCAGCAGCUUUAAUUGGUCAACAGAUCAGGAUGUUACUUAAUUCAGGGGCAACUAGAAGGAUGGGGGAGACAUGUGUUGUAGGAUUCCUGUUAAUUCCCAUCAGUUCAACAGCCCCUGUGGAAAACUGUUAAAAUCCUGGUUGUGCACUGAGAUUUGAAAUCAUGCUACAAUGCAAUUUAAUUGUAUUUGGAUAAAACCAUUCGGACGAUGUUGUAUCAUACCAGUUUCACAAUUUCGAUCAGGACAUUAUUUUACCAUUUACUGCAUAAUGAUUUGCUAUUUCUUUGGAGAACAUGUAAGCAGUCACAACUUGCUAGCUGACAAAGUAUAGUUAAGUGGUUAGGUGAUAGUCUUCUGAUGCUCAGUAAUCUUUUGGUAUGAGCAGUUUCAUCAUCAAUGUGUCUACUAUAACUAAUUGCUGGGUCACACAUUGAUGCUAGCCUUAUCAUGUUUCGCAGCCUGGCUAUGUAAAAUUUCAGUUUGGCCACCCUUUUUGAUGUAUCUCAUUUUACAGGCCCUCCGUUUUAUUUAUUUAUCUAUAUAUUUAUUUAUUUUAAUUUUGUUCGGAAAAGCUAAUGUUAUGUCCUAUGUUAUUAUAAUUGGAGGUUUUUCCACAUUUGGUGGACAUUUUUUAAUGCCAAAAAAUAUGAACAACAGAAAAUGCUGAUACCAAAUAUCUGUUUUUCUUCAAAAACUAACUAAGGCAAUUUUAUAUCAAGGAAUCUUUGUUUGGUGGGCACUGUACUACUCAGAUAUUGCAUCCAGAAAAUGAAAAUUCACAUAAAACACCCAUGCAAAAGGGUGGCCUGCAGGCUGAGGCUAUAAACCAUAUUAACACGACUGGGAAUUUUAGUUAAUUGGCCAAUUUCAGCUCAUCUGCCUUUGGUCUCUACUCAUGCCUAAAGAAAAAAAAAUGGGUGUAAAAACUUGGGACUCCCUCUCCUGCUGGUAGCACACGUUAUGUAUCUGCCUGAGCUCUUCGUUGCUUCACAUGGUAACUCUGGGAUGACCUCCUUAAUGUUAUCGUGACUUAAGAAAAUAUACACCAAAAUCAAGGGGCAUUUGGGUCAACAAAUAUAUGGACUAAGAAAAAAGCUUUUUGAUAUAGAACGGCUUUCAAGUGUCACAUAAAAAUAUAUGAAUAAAUUUUUUCUCUAUA
Messenger RNA from Lingula anatina, 10522 nucleotides. RefSeq lists its product as uncharacterized. The record is from RefSeq and is a predicted model, not a curated record. NCBI's taxonomy places the organism in Eukaryota, Metazoa, Brachiopoda, Lingulata, Lingulida, Lingulidae. Gene Ontology annotation, biological process: regulation of DNA-templated transcription.